Molecule: messenger RNA, 439 nt
Organism: Symbiodinium sp. CCMP2456
Lineage: Eukaryota; Dinophyceae; Suessiales; Symbiodiniaceae
Source: the annotation of a GenBank genome assembly
GGCGCGUGCCGAGCCCGGCGUCCAGGAUGGGGAUAUGACUAGCCCCCUGGUCUACGCGGUCCUUCAAUCCUCCGCGGUGGCGGUUCAGCUCCUCCUCACGGCUGCAGCCUGCCCGAAUCAAGCGAGCGGAACGGGGCAGGCGCCGUCGCGCACGCCACUUUUCACGGCCGUCUCUAUGAUGGACUAUGCUGUCACGCAUCUUCUGUUGGCUGCUAAGGCUGAUCCGGCCAGAGACGCUGGUACCUUGACCGCGCUAGUGCAGCGGGCGGUCCUCCCUGGCCACGCUUGCGAUGGAGUUCUGCCGGCCGUCCUUCUUCGAGCAGCGAAAGCUCGCCUGGCACGGCCGGAUAGAGUUGAAGUAGCGAAGGCCUUGCUCCCAUACCUCCUCGCGGAGGGUGAUUGGGCGGGCAUAUUGAUGCUGCGCAUUUUUUGCCACUAG